AUGAUUGUUGCGGAAGAAGCAGCAAGCGGCAAGAUACGGGAGGAGGAGGAGGUGGAAGAGGAGGAGGAGGAGGAUGCCAUCAGCUCGCUGGGUCAUGAUGGUUUCGACUCAGACCCUGAUCCAGCUCCCGAGCAAGACAUGGACACGGACGACAACGAGGAGGAGAGAGACAUGGCGAGCAUGGGAGGAGUCAAGAAGAUUUCUUCGAAGACCAGGAUGGAGGAAGCAGGCAGGCAGUCGGCGAGGAGGUGCAGGAGAAGGCAACGUGGCAGGCAAGAGCAAGGAGCACCGAAGAACAAGUUCUUCUUCAAGAUCGACGGCGCCAGCUCUAAUUGCGUCCGCAACGCGUGGAGGAGGGCGGGAGGAGUUCGCACGCAAAAGGGAGGAUGGAACGUGUGGUGGGGUCGGCCGCUGAAACAAGAGGAGUACAAGAAGUUGAACAUGUUCCAGCGCGUCUGCCACUUCCCGGGUACCUUCUUCCUCGGCAGAAAAGACUCGCUCGCCAAGUCGAUCGUCGCCUUCAGAAGAUCGCAUGGGCAAGCAAGUUUCACUUAUCUGCCCAAGACUUACCUUCAUCCUGAGGACAGGGAGCGGCUGCUGACGGACAGCAAGGAGAAGGCGAGCAGGGUCACCUACAUCGUGAAGCCGCGCGCGUCGGCGAGGGGGCAGGGGAUCAAGUUGGAGUACAUCGACAAGCCGCUGCUCAUCGACGGCAGGAAGUUCGACAUGCGACUGUACGUGCUCGUGACCUCCUUUGACCCCCUCCGCCUCUACCUCUACCAGGACGGACUCGCUCGCUUCUGCACGGAGACGUACGAUGAGGACGUCAAGGGAAGCAGCGGAGACCUGUUCCGCCACCUCACCAACUACUCGGCGCUCAAGGAGCACCUGGAGGAGCGAGGGGUGGACACGAAGAGCGUGUUCGAGCAGGUUGAGGACCUGAUCGUCAAGACGCUGCUGGCGGUGGAGGGGAGGAUCAACUCCAAGUUGCAGCAGCUCGUUCCCUACCGCAACAACUGCUACGAACUCUUCGGCUUCGACGUCAUGCUCGACGCCUCCCUGCACCCCUGGCUCAUCGAAGUCAACACGUCGCCCUCGCUCGCAGCUGACUCGCAGCUGGACAAGCGGAUCAAGAACGGGAUGGUGGUGGACAUGUUCAACAUGCUCGGCAUCUGCACCUACAGCCGGCGGAAGCUCAAGGAGCUGCGGGAGCGGAAGGAGAGCUUGGCCUCCCUCGCCUUCUCCUCCCGCCUCCAGCGAGCCUCCGUCACCGACAAGCACCGGCAAGUCGAAGUCUGCAAGGGGAAGCGAAACCCGCUGGAGGACCUGACGGAGCUGGACGAGGAGAUCAUAAGGGAGACGGAGGAAGAGCUCGAGCUCGCGGGAGGCUUCAAGAGACUCUUCCCCUCCCCCUCCUCCGACCGCCUUCGUCGCUUCAUGCAGCCUCGCUACAACAACCUCCUCCUCGCCCACUGGUUAGACCGCCACGGCUGUCGGGCCCUUGACCGCGUGCUCAAGACACGUAGGAGGAGCUUCAAGGGGGAGGAGGAGGAGGAGAACAGCUGCUCCUCGUCUGCCCCGAAGCGACAAGCGCAGAAAGUUCUUCGAAUCGUACGAGACAAGGAGGGACGAGGAGCCGCCGUGGCAGCACGGAGAAGACGAUGA
Molecule: messenger RNA, 1665 nt
Organism: Guillardia theta CCMP2712
Lineage: Eukaryota; Cryptophyceae; Pyrenomonadales; Geminigeraceae
Exons: 6
Coding region: 1-1665 (554 amino acids)
Biological process (GO): protein polyglutamylation; microtubule cytoskeleton organization
Cellular component (GO): cilium
Molecular function (GO): tubulin binding; tubulin-glutamic acid ligase activity
Source: RefSeq, a predicted model, not a curated record